Drosophila virilis is the source of this 2127-nucleotide messenger RNA. It is a transcript of the gene bmm, whose product is annotated as brummer. The record is from RefSeq and is a predicted model, not a curated record. Gene Ontology annotation, molecular function: triacylglycerol lipase activity. Gene Ontology annotation, biological process: triglyceride catabolic process; lipid homeostasis. Gene Ontology annotation, cellular component: membrane; lipid droplet; cytoplasm. Lineage: Eukaryota; Metazoa; Arthropoda; Insecta; Diptera; Drosophilidae.
UUCAUUGUUGCUUAAGCAGCUGUACGUAACGGUUCAAUCUAAUUGUGAGCGGAAGUGAAUAAACAAAACAUUAAUAAGCUUAAAGCUUGAACGAAAUAAUAAACACAAAAUACAACCAAAGAAUUAAAUAUACAACAGACACCUGUAUUUAAACAUAUUUCUCAGGCAAACGUUAAGUUUAAAAGCGCGAAAGUUAAGACAUUCCAUAUCGAAAACAAAUUUAAAGUGCUGAUCACCCAAAACACAAAAUGAAUUUAUCCUUUGCUGGCUGCGGAUUUCUUGGAAUAUAUCACGUCGGCGUUGCUGUCUCCUUCAAGAAAUAUGCCCCGCAUUUACUUCUAGAAAAAAUCGGAGGUGCCUCCGCUGGGUCCCUGGCAGCAUGCUGCCUGCUAUGCGAUUUGCCACUAGGUAGCAUGACCUCCGAUUUCUUUCGCGUGGUGAACGAGGCGCGCCGGCACUCGCUUGGGCCCUUCAGUCCGUCGUUCAACAUACAGACCUGCCUGCUGGAGGGACUCCAGAAACAUCUGCCAGAUGACGCACAUAAGCGUGUCAGCGGACGUUUGCACAUCUCACUGACACGGGUGUACGACGGCAAGAACGUGAUAAUUUCGGAGUUUGCGUCCCGCGAAGAGGUGUUGCAAGCACUACUUUGUGCCUGCUUUAUUCCGGGCUUUUCUGGAAUUUUGCCACCGCGUUUUCGGGGCGUGCGGUAUAUGGACGGUGCGUUCUCGGAUAACUUGCCAAUCCUGGACGAAAACACCAUUACUGUCAGCCCUUUUUGUGGCGAGAGUGACAUUUGUCCGCGCGACCAAAGCUCGCAACUAUUCCACCUUAAUUGGGCCAACACAAGCAUCGAGAUAUCACGGCAGAAUGUCAACCGCUUUGUACGCAUUCUGUUCCCGCCGAGAGCUGAGUUCCUCUCAAAGUUCUGCCAGCAGGGAUUUGAUGAUGCACUGCAAUUUCUGCAUCGCAAUAACCUAAUCAACUGCAGACGCUGCAUAGCUGUUCAGUCCACAUUUGUAGUUUCUGAAACAGUUGCGACAUCGCAGGAGACGGAAUCAGAGUGCCGCGAGUGCAAAAAGCAUAGAAAGGAUGCGUUAAGCUCAAACAUGCCGGAAACCGUGUUGGACGUUAUACAAGACUAUUUGGAGCAGGCUAACAAGGGCUUGGCCAAUUGGAUAUUUAAGCAUCGCGGCAUUAAAUUGCUUUCGCUGCCGGCUACAGUCCCGAUGGAUUUCUUUCUGGCCACAGUAUCAAAAAUUACCACCUUAACGCCAAAGCUGACGAAGCAAAUGCGUCAAAUAGCUGAAGAGUUUAUUGUUCAGCUUAAUAAUGCCAUGACAGUUCGUUUUCUCAACAAGUUCUCGCUCUACGAUCAGCCACACUUUGAUGCUACUGGCCUUCUUCACUCCAACCAUUUGUAUAACCCACAUGUUUCAAUUCUUGUCGAUAAAUGUGAUACAACACCUUUAGAUAGCGAUGUCGGGCAUGUCAUUGAGAUGACUGCACACAACGACGCGCUAUAUGCGUACUAUUACACAGAUAAUAAUACCAACAAUAUUAAAGUGACCGAAAUAUUCGAUUUUGAUGACAUGACGAAGCAUGAACUCUCUACCGAUUUACAAGUCUAUAAUGGGUCAGUCGAUGAUCAUGAGGCUGCGCAUCAGAAGAGCUUUAAUCCAGAAGUCAGCGAAUGGAAUGGUAUUGAAUCGGACUAUUUUAUAGAUGAACAUACGCCGAAUACUAGCCCCUUGGCGACGCGUAUCGCGUAACCGUAGUCAGUUUUCCUGAGGCUGAACAAGGUUUAACCGAAUUGUACAUAAACAUAUAUAUGUUGAAUACCCAAAAUUGUAUAUGCUUCAGUUAUAGUCUUUUUAUAAUUUGUAACGCAACGAACCCAAAGUGGCUUGUAGCCAAGCAUUUGUUUGCUUAAAAACAUAUAUUAUAUUAUAAAAACCUGAGUACCUAAUUAACUUAUAUUAAAUAUUCAAAAUGUACAGUAUGACCUACUUUUAAGUUACAACAAAAAAUGUAUAAUGGUAUAAGUUAAUGAAUUAUGUUAAGGUGGUAUGUAAUAGAAGAAAACAAAUAAAAAUACAAAAGUUAAGAAAACUCAAUGAUUGAAAA